Botrytis cinerea B05.10 is the source of this 1759-nucleotide messenger RNA. RefSeq lists its product as hypothetical. The record is from RefSeq and is a predicted model, not a curated record. The transcript is spliced from 3 exons. Lineage: Eukaryota; Fungi; Ascomycota; Leotiomycetes; Helotiales; Sclerotiniaceae. The coding region runs from base 98 to 685 and encodes 195 amino acids.
GAAUCCAUGCAAAUCCCUCAACCGGGUGUUCGUUUCUGCUUGCAUAAUGGGAUCUAGACCUUCCUAGUCUUUGCAAUGUUUUGAACGUCGUCAACGUAUGUGUGUGUGUGUGUGUGUAUGUUAUCAUGCAUGGGACAUGAGUCCUUUCGUAUACCAAUUCAUCUUGAGAAGUGCAAAAAAUAUACUCUCUAGCACCGGAAUACCUUCAUCACACCCAUCGCACCCAUCAGAUCAUCCUCCCUCCACACCCGUGAAUCAUCUAGAACAUUUCCCAUCCUCCAUCACACAAACCAUACCAUACCAUAUCAUCCACCUCCCCCCUUUCCCAUCCUCCACACUCGCAAACGCUACACCACUAUCCACAUCGGACCGACACCCAUCUAAGUAUGCUAUCCACCUCCCCUCAACCCCCCGGAGACGAUUUCCCUAUCUCCCCAACCAUUCCCAUUCCUUUCCCAUUCCGCUCAACGCUGCAUCUCAUUACAUCCCAUACAUACAUACAUACAUACAUACAUACAUACAUACAUACACAAGCGCAACUGCGUCACGACCUAAUUAUACAAUUUCAAAAGCGCAUCCGGGUUAUCCCAUCUCAUCCCACCAUGUCACAUCACAUCACAUCUUAUCUUAUCUCUCUCUCUCCAAUUCUCAAAAAUUACCCUUUAUCGUCGUCGAAAACAUGUGAUGGAAUUCUUCAAAUCAAUCCCUUCUUUCCCUUACUCAUCGUACAUAACAUUACAUUACAUCACAUCGCAUUACAUCACCUCACCUCACAUCCUACAUCCAUCCUACCUUCAACAACAUCAUUUUCACAUGUUAAUGUUUGAUUCUCUUUCCCGCUUCCUCCACAUUCCUCAACACAUGCCAAUCCCCUCUGCAUCUGCAUCUGCCUCUCCAACAUCCAGCAUUUUUUACACGUGAAAUUCUUGAAUUUAUAUUUACGCCUCUGAUCAGAGAAUCUAGACUCCGCACUAAUAAACGUAAAAUGUAAUAAGAGAAUCUCGACAUCAUCGAUUUCCUAUCCUCCUCGCUCUUCUCCCUUAAUCCCUGAUUUACCGGUGCAAGCACAAAUCCCAUAUAUCUCUAUCUCUAACAUUAUAUACAAACCAAACGUGGAUGGAAUAUUAAUAAGAGCAGAAUAGGAUAGAAUACACAUAGAAGCACCAUAUGAAACAAAACAAAACAAAAUAAAAUAACACACAAACCCCGUAUCAAUCUCUCUUUCUAAUACAAUAGCAAGCUCCGAGAAAGAAUUCUCGGUAUAAUAAUAAUAAUAUCUCGAUACAAGAACUGCUUCACUCACACAUUCAUUCAUUCAUUCAUUCAUUGAUUCAUUGAUUCACUCUAAUCUAAACUAAUCUAAUCUAAACUAAACCUUCCUACCACAUACCCUCUAUCCACGCCAUCUAUCUCUCAACUUUCUUUCUUCUUUCUUUCGUUCUUUCGUCCUUCCUUCCUAGCCCUCCUCCACAAAAAUAACUUUAAAAUUAUAUCCCAUCACACAUCCUCAUAUACACAUAACCAUAAACACUCCUCUCCUCUCCUCUCCGCCCUCCCUCCUCCCCCACAUUUCCCCGCAAAAUCAAAAUCAAAAUCAAAAUCAAAACCAAAUCUGAAACUCAACCGACCUCCAUAUUCAUUCAUUCAUUCAUUCAUUCAUUCUUCUCCCGCUAAAAGAAUCAAAGAAUUUAUAAAAUCAAAAAUUUGAUAUCUCAUAACCUCUAUCCCCAAUCCCCAACCCAACAAUUCAGAUCCCUCA